AUGGGUUGCGGUGGAUCGAAAGCGGCCGAGCAGGACUACCACACCGCGGUGCAGGCGACCAAGAAGGAGGAAGAGAAGGCCGUCGCAAAGUAGGUCGGAACUCGGAACGAACUGAGCUGUUCGAGGAGUGGUGAAGCUCGUCGUGGAGCUCGUCGUGGUAUACGGUGCAGGGUGGGGUGGAGUCCAAUUCAAGGUCGGGUUGGUCUGACCAGUGA
Messenger RNA from Microbotryum saponariae, 215 nucleotides. The record is from the annotation of a GenBank genome assembly. NCBI's taxonomy places the organism in Eukaryota, Fungi, Basidiomycota, Microbotryomycetes, Microbotryales, Microbotryaceae.